AUGGCCCUCGGCUUCGUCGCCAUCGCCCACAUCGUGGCUGUCGUCUUCUCCAUAGUAGAGCUCGGCCUGACAGGUUACGUCGUCAGCCUCUACGAUGGCGCAUACGGCAACGACUACGGCUACGCCUACUACGGGAACAACUCGCCUGACCGCGUCAACUUCAUGCUCUUCAACUCCAUCUGGUCGCUGCUCGUCCUCGCAUACAUCGGCCUCACCCCCCUCUAUCUGACCAGCAUCUUCCACCGCCUCGCUGCUCUGGCGCUCGAGGUCAUCACCAUGAUCUUCUGGUUCGCCGGCUCCAUCGCCCUGGCUGUCUUCAUCGGUGUGCCCAGGUGCCACGGGAACAGCUGGUGCGGGUCGACCCAGGCCGCUGUCGCGUUUGGCUUCUUCUUGUGGGCAAUCUUCCUCUUCCUCGUGGUCCUUGAUGGUAUCGAGGCCAUGCGGUCCCGCCGCCAUUCAACGGGCACCGGCCACCACAGCCACACCAAGCCCUACGCUGGCGCCUAA
Diaporthe citri is the source of this 507-nucleotide messenger RNA. RefSeq lists its product as uncharacterized. Gene Ontology annotation, cellular component: membrane. The transcript is spliced from 2 exons. The record is from RefSeq and is a predicted model, not a curated record. Lineage: Eukaryota; Fungi; Ascomycota; Sordariomycetes; Diaporthales; Diaporthaceae. Bases 1 to 507 code for a protein of 168 amino acids.